AUGGAUGCGGACAUAAAUCAACUAUCAGACAGCUACCAAAGUUUUAAUGUUCAAACAGAAGACGAAAAGCUCGUUACACAAUUUGAAGAAUUAGCUUCUUCAAAUACCCAAACCUCUUCAAAGCGAGCUACACAUCGAACAUUUGGAGUUAUGUUACCUACUUCAACAAAAGCAGAUAAGAAACUCAACUUUGAAACGCAUCGUGAUGAUUCGAAAAAUACACAACAUUCUUUGAUAUUUGCUGAACGAGAAAUUAAAAAAGAAAAAUCUAAUGAAGAAGGUGAAGGAUGGGGCGAUUUAGCUGAAACUACAAUUUCCGAGCACCACCAGUUUGGAUUUACUUCAUUAUUGUCAUCUGAACAUCUUGGCCUUGGAAAUGUGAGAAUUUAUCCUGAUCAAUAUUCUAAAAGAAAUUGGUACAAUCUGAGUAGCCCUGGUGAUUCAAGUGGUCUGGAUGACGAAACGACAUUGUUCCAAAGAGAAGAUAAUGAAGGAGAUAAAAUAAAAAGUGAUUUCGGAUUUGCUAAAUAUGCAAGAGAACAAAAACAUUUUGGGCAGGAUCUUUCUUUGAUGAAUCAAAAAAGUCAUUGA
Molecule: messenger RNA, 591 nt
Organism: Ambispora leptoticha
Lineage: Eukaryota; Fungi; Glomeromycota; Glomeromycetes; Archaeosporales; Ambisporaceae
Source: the annotation of a GenBank genome assembly